This is a messenger RNA of Trifolium pratense (red clover), 4091 nucleotides long. RefSeq lists its product as uncharacterized. The transcript is spliced from 14 exons. The coding region runs from base 271 to 3747 and encodes 1158 amino acids. Gene Ontology annotation, molecular function: phosphatidylinositol binding. The record is from RefSeq and is a predicted model, not a curated record. Lineage: Eukaryota; Viridiplantae; Streptophyta; Magnoliopsida; Fabales; Fabaceae.
CAUGAGCGAGAGAGUGUAAACGAAAACUGACACACACAAAAACUCAGAAAAAUCAAACUCUCAGAAACGCCAUCAUCACCAAAAAACGCAAUCAAAAUCAAAAUUAAAAUUAAAAUACCUAACAUUCUAAACCUUCGUUCAAUUCAAUUCAAUUUUUCCCUUUCUAUUGGUUCGCAUCGUGUUCUUCCUCAUCAAUGGAGUAGUCGUUCCGAUUGAUUUCAAUCGCGAUUCGUUGUUCCCAAUCGGAGCUUCGAUUCCGAGAAUUUCAAGAUGAGUAUGCCGAAACCUAAUCAAGUAGCAGUUAGAGACCUCGUUGAAGAAGCUAAGAAACGAAUUGUGAUUCUCAUCGUUUGCGUUGUUGGACUCUCCUAUCUAAUGUCAUUGACAAGCUCCUCAGUUUGGGUCAACUUGCCUGCUGCAGCCUCCUUACUUAUCAUUUUCCGCUAUUUAUCACUGGAUUAUGAAAUGAAGAGAAAAGCUGCAGCAUACAACAAUAAAUCAGGCUCCACCAGUGUUCAGUCUUCAAAGAAGCCUACCGAAAAUCCUAAAGCAGUUGCGAAGUUUGAGUGGCGAGCAAAAGUUAAUUCUCCUGUUGUUGAGGAUGCAAUUGAUCACUUCACCAGACAUCUGAUUUCUGAGUGGGUGACAGACCUUUGGUACUCUCGCUUAACACCAGACAAAGAGGGUCCCGAGGAGUUGGUGCAAAUAGUUAAUGGUGUUCUUGGUGAAAUUUCAGGACGCAUGAGAAAUAUAAAUCUGAUUGAUUUUUUGAUAAGGGAUCUUGUUAAUCUCAUUUGCACUCACUUGGAGCUGUUUCGUGCUGCUAUCUCAAAGAUUGAAAAACAACACACAGAUUCAUUAACAAUUGAAAGACGGGAUACAGAGCUAAAAAUUGUGUUGGCAGCAGAAGACAAAUUGCAUCCUGCUUUAUUCUCUUCUGAAGCUGAGCACAAGGUUGUUUCACUUUCUUGUUCUACAUGCAUGCAUGGCGUAAUGGGGAAUUUUGUUUUCACCCAUGGGUCAAGCUUCUGUUUCUCAGAUUUCCUAAUUUGGGAUUAUAAUGCUGCGUGCAUCUUUAUUUUUCAGGUUUUGCAGCAUCUGAUGAAUGGUCUUAUGUCUGUCACUUUCAAGUCUGAGGAUCUGCAGUGUUCUUUCUUUCGAUAUAUUGUCAGGGAGCUUCUUGCAUGUGCUGUAAUGCGACCUGUCCUAAAUUUAGCCAAUCCAAGAUUUAUUAACGAAAGAAUUGAAUCUGUGGUAAUUAAUAAGACCAAGGCUAACAAGGGGGUUGAUGCAGCUCAAGGGCUAUCCCCCAUUAAAGAAGAUGAGUCACAAACUUCAUCUGAUCAUUUUUCCAAGUGUUUAGAUCCUUCUGCUACUGGUGUUGAGCUUACACAGCUAAAAAAUGGUCAGUCCAGAAAUCCAGAGCCAUCUACAGAAAGAAAUGUUUCUGAUAACCUUUCUAGAGAUCCGUUGCUUUCAAUGGAUACUCGAUCUUCCCGUUCAUGGAACUCUUUGCCUGGAAACUCACAAAGUAAUGGUGACCAAGGUAUUCAACGAUAUCGCUCAGGAGGAGAAUGGGGAGAUAUUUUAGAUGUCGUCUCUCGAAGAAAGACCCAAACUCUUGCACCAGAACAUUUUGAGAAUGUUUGGGCAAAGGGCAAAAAUUACCAGAAAAAGGAUGGAGAGAACCAGUCAAAUGAGCGAGCCCCACAACAUCCCUCAACAGGAAAAUCACUCAAGAUAGAUCAUAUGAAGGCAACAUCUGGACCCAAAGAACACGAUACUAGAUUGAAGCUUAAUACCUCUAAGGGAGGCCACAUUAAUUCUGGAUACAGCAGUCAAUUCACUGUUGAAAAUGCAUCCGUUCACACAGACAAGAAUGGAUCAACUUGUUCUUCAGUUACCUCAUAUAAAGAUGAUGAGGACAGCCACAUUAAUAGGAAUAUGAGUGAAUCAGAGAGCAAUACUUCUUAUACUUCUGAAGAUGAUGAAACUAGUACUGUUACUGGUCUUGAUUCCCCUGUAACUAAGGUUUGGGAUGGAAAAAGUAUCAGAAACCAGGCUGUUUCUUAUGUUCAUCACCCACUUGAAAAUGUUGAUAGCCACAGUACAAAGAAAAGGAAUAAGAACCAUUCCCGUUAUCCGAGAUCAUUCAGAACACAAUCUGGCAGUAAAAGGUCCCGGUCAAGCGAUUUAAAGACAAAUAUGUGGCAGGAAGUUGAGAGGUCAAGCUUUUUAUCUGGUGAUGGUCGAGACAUACUUGGCUCUCCAAAACCACCUGUGAAUUCUGACGGAUCCUCUGAUGAUGCUGAUUUUGAAAGUUUGGGUAGAAUUUAUAGCGGAGCAGCUGCCUCUUCGUCCUCAAUUUCUAAAUCAGAAUCUUGCAGUUUGGCUGUUAAUCCCCUGAGAAGUUCUUCUGCCGUAGAUUCCUUUUACAAGUUGAGAUGUGAGGUCUUGGGUGCAAAUAUUGUCAAGAGUGGUUCAAGAACAUUUGCCGUUUAUUCCAUAUCUGUUACAGAUGUAAAUAAUAACAGUUGGUCAAUUAAAAGAAGGUUUCGUCAUUUUGAGGAGCUGCAUCGGCGCCUGAAAGAGUUCUCCGAGUAUAAUCUUCAUUUGCCACCUAAACAUUUUCUGUCAACUGGUUUAGAUGUAGCAACCAUUCAAGAACGGUGUGAAUUGCUUGAUAAAUAUUUGAAGAAACUUAUGGAGCUACCUACAGUUUCAGAAUCAAUUGAGUUAUGGGACUUUUUGAGUGUUGACUCUCAGACGUACGUAUUCUCAAAUUCUUUUUCUAUAAUGGAAACAUUACCAGUUGGCCUGGAUGCUAAGUCGUCUGAGAAGACUAAAAUCAGUUCCAAUGUUUCUGCACCCGGAAGUGAUUCUUUUUUGCAAACAAAAAAUCAUGCCGUGGCUAAUGGAUCGAGGCCAACAGUAAAUAGCACGCCUCUUUCUCUACCAUCAAAAAAGAAUACACGGGAAUCAAGACAGUCAUUUGACAAUUCUGGAAGCAAUGCAGAUAUUCUACCAAGGAAGAGUGCACAUUCUCCCAAUAACUUGCAGAAGUCAGUGAAAGGAAGAGAUAGUUCAAACGAGCUCUCUGAUGUGCAGCAUGAUACUGCUGAAACUCUUCCAACAGAGUGGGUGCCACCUAAUUUAAGUGUACCCAUAUUGGAUCUGGUUGAUGUUAUCUUCCAGCUGCAAGAUGGUGGAUGGAUUAGGAGGCAGGCUUUCUGGGUUGCUAAACAAGUCUUACAACUAGGAAUGGGUGAUGCCUUAGAUGAUUGGUUGUUAGAGAAAAUUCUGCUUCUCCGAAAGGGAUCAGUGAUUGCUUCAGGGGUCACACGAGUUGAGCAAAUACUCUGGCCUGAUGGAAUUUUCUUAACCAAGCAUCCAAAUCGACGACCACCUACCGGUCCAUCUCAGAGUUCACCUAAUGGCCAUCAAUCUACACCAGUAUCUACUCCAAGGAUGGAUGAUGAGCAGCAACGAGAGGCAGAUCGGCGCGCAAAGUUUGUAUAUGAGCUAAUGAUCGAUCAUGCACCACCAGCAAUUGUAGGUCUUGUCGGAAAGAAGGAGUACGAACAAUGUGCAAGGGAUCUUUAUUUUUUUCUUCAGUCAUCUGUUUGCUUGAAGCUGCUGGCUUUUGAUCUCCUGGAGAUGCUGCUUUUGUCGGCAUUUCCCGAACUUGAUGAUGUAUUCAAGCAGGUGCAUGAAGAAAAACAUAGAUUUGGUGAGCUCGUCAAGUAAAUAUAAUCAUUUUUGGCCAAAGUACAGAGAAACAAAGGUGUGAAUGCUGUCUUCAAAGUUACAUUUUUGUUUUUGUAAUUGUUCCUGGUUGCCGCAUUUGUCUUUGCAACCAGCCUCCUUCUAUGAUCUAUGGCAUCUUGAGGCUGCCAUUUGUAAAUUUUGAGAUUAAUGCAAUCAUUUGAAGAAAUUGUAUCCAUUAUAUUCUAGAAACAAAUGUGCCCAGAUGCUACUGCCGAGCCGGUACUGCAUACAGUUCUUAAUUUUAGUCUUCAAACAGAAAUUUUGUCUGCAAUAUUAUACAAGUACUUUAAUGGAAAAUCAGUUGGAUUACAUUUCUUAUCAUA